Messenger RNA from Lytechinus pictus (painted urchin), 3164 nucleotides. RefSeq lists its product as uncharacterized. The transcript is spliced from 2 exons. The record is from RefSeq and is a predicted model, not a curated record. Bases 45 to 815 code for a protein of 256 amino acids. NCBI's taxonomy places the organism in Eukaryota, Metazoa, Echinodermata, Echinoidea, Temnopleuroida, Toxopneustidae.
CCUAUCUCUCUCCCCUACUACACAGACUUCAACGUCGAUACACGAUGAGACCAACUAAACUCAAUAUAAAAAUCCUGAUCAUACUCGUAGUCUUUGUCCUAGCCUUGGUUCGAGUCAGCUGUUGGUUUAUCAGACAAGACGAUGGAUUCAAAUCCGUGGAUUUUCUGGAUGAGGAAUACAACGAUGGGAGCGAAUCAGACGGAACGCAGGGCUCAGAAAUCGGCGGAACCUUCGGGGAGGAGAACAGUGAUAGCAGGGAAGUUGACUAUGAAUUCGAUGAAAGAAAUUCAGACUUUGACGAUACCAAGAGUGGUGCUAUAAAGUCCAACAACUCCGAGGAGUAUUAUUACGAUGCGAGUGAAGGGAAAGGCAGAGAGAUUCGAAAAGAGUGGUCUGUGGACUCCGAAGAGACUAUUGAGACUAGUUUGAAAAAUAACGCAACGAAUUUCGUUUCUCCGCCGCGGGUCGCCGGUAACACCACUCUGAAUAAAGCUGACAAUGUCAGCAAGAACCCAGUGAGAGAGGACGACUUCGAAUCCGACACCGACGUCGACUCUGAAGUGACUGAAGAUGACGUUGAGGGGGCCAAUGACGGCGGACAGAACGAUACCCUUGAGAUAGAGCUUUCCGCUGAAGCAAGAAUGAACCAGGUUGCCAUGGUAGCUGCCGAGCGUGGCGAUGCAGCUGAUCAACCCACCAAUCAUAAUCAGCUUCAGCUCACGGCUCAAAACGGGGAUUCCAUACACAUGGAUAGAUAUGAAACCAAAAAUGAUACGGAAAAUAAGACAAUAGAGAACAGAGAAAAGGUGGAAUAAGCGACGGGCCGGAGGGACUUGAGCAAUGUAUAUAGUAUUGAUAGUAUUUAGUAUGUAUUGAGCAAUGUAUAUGAUAUAGACGUUAAUACACACUCUAAAAAUAAAAAUGAAAUGUUAAAUCAACAAUGGAAUCGAUGGAGGAGUGACAAUUUUUUACGAAUGUUAUAAUAAAUAAAUUUAAGUGUUGUGUCGAACCUUUUAAAGUGGUAAAUACAACAUUUAGAAGAAAAAAAAGUGGCAUUCCUCCAACCUUUGAAUUGUAGUCCUAGCAUUUCAUUCUUAGAGUGCAUACGCCUCAAAUUUGAGCCCUUUGAAUAUUGAGAUUGACAUCUCUAGCAAAUGGAUGUUAUCCUAUCCGUCUGUUGAGGCACACAGCAUUCAUAAGGUAAAAUUAUUCUGCGUAUGAUCCUCAAAUUGACAACCAUCACUAGAUUUUUAUUCCUUUUCAUACUUCGAAAGAAAAGAUAUAACGUGAGUCAUAAUUAAUGAUGGAAGAAUGAAUUUCUGAAAAGUUACAUAUUUGCUUUUUUUAACACAGAUUUGGUUGUUUCAGUUGCGUUACCAAUAUAGAGUGUGUAUGAUAAGCUCAAUUUAAACGACUUUUAUUCAAAAACUUCCCUACAUUCAUUUUGUACUGGGAAUCGUAUCUAUUUUUCAGUCAAUUUUUCUCUUUUUUCAUAUUUAAUUUGUGAUUGCAAUAAGUUCAGGAUAAUAGGAAACUGCAAAUGUGUCUCCUACGCACUGAAAAAACACCGGUGUUGAUUCAACACUAGCCUGAUAUCUAUAUAUAUCAAUCCACACCAGAGAGGUGUUGAAACAACGGUUAAGCAAACUGACACCAAUUUCGCAUUUAAGCAACACCAGUUAGUGUUAAACCAAUAUCGGUUUGAUUCUCAACUGGUGUUGUGGACCGAUAUAUAGACACCGGGCUGAAGAUAUUUAUAUCUAAAUAAAUAGAGUAAAAUUCACAGAGCAAAAGAGUCAUCAAAAUCGGAUAACAAAUAACGAAGUUAUUGAAAUUUUAAAUUUAGCAAUAUUUUGUGAAAAUAGUUAUAUGUACCCCAUCAUGAAUAUUCAUUAGGUGGGCUGAUGAUGUCACAUCCCCACUUUCCUUUUUCUUAUGUUAUUACAUGAAAUCAUAAUUGUUUCAUUUUUAUUACAUGAAAUCAUAAUUGUUUCAUUUUUUCAUACACGUGUAAAUGAUGUGUCUCCAUUAUAAUGAAAUAAGAUGCAGCAAUAAAUAACCAAUGCUAUUAAUCAGUUGUCAAUCAAAUUGUUUUAGUUCUUCGUAGAAAAAAUUUGAAUAAACCUAAUUUCAUAUAAUAAAAUACAAAAGAACAAGUGAGGAUAUGACAUCUUCAGCUUGCACAUUGAAUUUUUCAUGAAGACAUGCCAAGAAUUGUUUCACCGGAAUAAUGCGAGUCUUUAAAGUUCAAUAACUUUGUUAUUUGUUAUCCGAUUUUGAUCAAAUUUUCAGCAUUUUGCUUUGUGAAUUUUACUCUAUUUAUUGAGAUAUGAAUAUCUUCAGCAUGGAGUACAGUCUGAAAUAAUGGGAAGCAUUUCUGCAAAAGAUGCAUGGAACAAUGAAAAAUACUAUCGGAAGAGGAUAGACUUAAAGGGGAAGUUCACCCUGACGAAACGUUUCGCUUGUCAAACUACCUGAAACAAUAAUAAAAGAAAAUAUCGGUGAAGGUUUGAGGAAAAUCCAUGAAAGAUUAAGAAAGUUAUUUGGAUUAUAAGAUUUUGAUUUGUGAUGUCGUCUACGAGCAGCUAUAUCCCAUAAUUAUGAUUAUGUAAUUUAAAAAAAUGCAAAAAUUCAUUUUCUCCAUUCAGGAGCGAGUGUGAAAUACUUUGUCUAUUGACAUACUAAAGGUACGAUAAAACCCAUUUUCAACGUUUAGAGAAAAUGACAUUUUAUUGAUUUUUUUAUUCACGAUACAAUUAAAAUAAAAUCUAAUAACUAUUAAAAUCUUUGAUGGAUUUUCCUCAAACCUUCAUCAAUGUUGUUCAUUAUUUUUUCAAAGUUAUUUUUACAAUAGACUUUUUGGCAGGGUGACCUUCCCCCUUUAUAGAAGUGUAGAAAUAAAGAAUGACGGUGGUGGAAUGAAAAGAAAUUGAUGGAAUUUCGUGGAUGAGUGGGGGGGGGGGGAUGGAAUAUAAAAAUGAGGAUGUGGAAAAGGGCAAGAUAUGAAUGAAAUUAAUGAGGAUCUUAAGGGAGAAGAAAACAUGAACAUUUCGGGGAAACUAGACCGGAUAGGAUGUGGCCAUGAGGACACAGGAUGGUGUGGGUGUAGGAUAUGAGAUGGUGUGUGGUUAUUGGAUAAGGAGGUUGGAUGAAAACAAAUCAGG